GUUACUUCAGACUCAAGUCACCCAAGAGUCACUAUGAAUAACAAUAAGACAGCAAUCCCAUUCUCAUUCAUCUCUUUGUUCCUUCUAGUCUCGGCUGCUGCGGUAACAACCGGGGCAGAAGUAAAACACGUCAAAGACACAAAUGGAAACCCAAUUCAGAGACAGAGCCAAUACUAUAUCCAACCAGCUUCAGGCAAGAAAGAAGGUGGUUUUGUCCCAACAAGCAUUGAUUUAGCCCAUUUGUGUCAGUUAGGUAUUGUCCAAACACACCUUCCAUUUCAACCAGGCCUACCUAUUACUUUCUCUACUCCAUUUUUCGACAGAGACAAUGAUGUAUCGAUAAACACCAACCUAACAAUCGCUUUCGAGUCACUGAUCUGGCCAUGCCCUUCCUCAAAGAUAUGGAAAGUUGAAUCCUCCUCGUCGUGUACCAACAAGCGUUAUAUAACGAUCGGUGGUAGCUCUAACAGGAAAGAUAGCUUUUUUAGGAUUCAGAAAUAUGGAAACGAACAAAAUACUUACAAGCUCGUUCAUUACCAGAGUUACUCGGCUAUAAACGGUAUUAAGAGUGUUGGUGCCACCACCAGCUUUUACGGUGGCCCCAUACUUGUUCUUAACGAUGAUGAUGACGAUAACAAUGCCUUUCCAGUUAAGUUCCAUAAGGUUGAGACAUCCACGGAAAAUUUAUUUCAGAAUUUUAGUCUAAGUAUGCUUCUGAGACUGGUGUUUAAUAUGUUGGAAAAUAAUGGGUAG
Raphanus sativus (radish) is the source of this 753-nucleotide messenger RNA. RefSeq names its product kunitz trypsin inhibitor 2-like. The transcript has 2 exons. NCBI's taxonomy places the organism in Eukaryota, Viridiplantae, Streptophyta, Magnoliopsida, Brassicales, Brassicaceae. The coding region runs from base 34 to 753 and encodes 239 amino acids. The record is from RefSeq and is a predicted model, not a curated record. Gene Ontology annotation, molecular function: endopeptidase inhibitor activity.